Myzus persicae (green peach aphid) is the source of this 426-nucleotide messenger RNA. RefSeq lists its product as uncharacterized. The transcript has a single exon. Bases 1 to 426 code for a protein of 141 amino acids. NCBI's taxonomy places the organism in Eukaryota, Metazoa, Arthropoda, Insecta, Hemiptera, Aphididae. The record is from RefSeq and is a predicted model, not a curated record.
AUGAGCGUCACGUACCGGCUUACCCAGGCUCUGUCGGCGCACGGCUGUUUUCGGAGCUACCUGUUGAGAUUCCACCGGGCCGAGGACAGCUACUGCGUCUAUUGCAUGAACCCCGACGACACGGCGGAGCACACGCUCUUCGCGUGCCCCAGGUGGGAGGACGAACGCGCCGUCCUGACCAGGAUUCUCCGACGCCCACCUGAGGCCGGGGACGUGCAGGAAAUCCUGUGCGGCCCUCAGCCCGAUGACCUACCGGACGACCCGGCAGCCCGGCGCAGAAUUGCAGAACAAGCUGACACUAAUAGACGGGAGUUCAUAACCAUGGUGGAAUCAAUUAUGAACUCCAAAGAAGAGGACGAACGUGAAGAACAAGCGGACGAUAGAGCCGCGCUGAAUAGGCGAAGAGCCCGCCAAGGUGCAGCCUGA